GAUGCCGGUGGUGCACGCCACGCCGGUCGCCCGCCGAAACUACGUUACGAACAUCGCGCCGAUACUUCUUUCACAACUAAUAAAUCAGAGAACGAAGUAACCCCACGGACAGAUUAUAACUUGAUAUGAGAUAACAAGCGCGCGGCGCGAUUGCGGUGAUUAAUCACUGAAGUCCGUUCAACUCGAAUGAUGCGAACGGAAGCGUAAUCUCUUAGUUUCGGUUUAGGAGCGCGUAAUGUAAACAGAUAAACAUUGUUAAAGUUUUCCGGAAUAGUUUGUUGACUCGAGGUUUACAAUCGGGUGCAUCAGAUGGACGAUUGUUAGCGGAUAAUGAGGUUCGGGUGUAUGGUUGACGUAUAGUUGUUGUGUCGGAUGUGUGGAAGAUAGGACGACCUGAAGAUGGCAGGCGUGCAGUGGACAGCGGGGGUGUUGUGGUGUAUGCUGGUCGGUGUGUUGGCGGACUCGUGGACGGCGUACCAGGAACAGCCGUGUUGCCGGCCGGUGUCUCACCACCGGGUCAGACACCACAGAGAUCACAUACGAGAAUUUUCCUGUGGCAGUCUAUUUUACCGCACGCUUUAUUUAAAUGAGGAGGGCAAUACGCUUUAUGUUGGUGCUAUGGAUCGAGUAUUUAAAUUAAAUAUGACAGACAUUAGUCAAUCACAUUGCGAGCGUGAUGCAUUAUUACUUGAAGCAAGUAAUGUAGCGCAAUGUGUAAGUAAGGGCAAGUCGGAGCCCUUCGAAUGUAGGAAUCACAUCAGGGUGCUGCAACCUUUGGGCGAUGGAGAGAGGUUGUACGUGUGUGGGACUAAUGCCCAUAACCCUAAGGACUGGGUGGUCUAUUUGAACCUGACACAUCUACCUCGACACGAGUACGUGCCGGGCGUGGGUCACGGGGUGGCUAAAUGUCCAUAUGACCCGGCGGAUAAUAGUACGGCUGUGUGGGUCACGAAGGGCAAUCCUGGAGGCCUGCCCGCACUAUACGCAGGCACCAACGCAGAAUUCACUAAAGCAGAUCCAGUCAUUUUCCGAAAUGAUCUGUUCGACUUGCGAACGGGCCAGAAGAAGUUCAACUUCAAGAGAACCUUGAAAUACGACUCGAAGUGGCUAGACAAAACUAACUUUGUCGGUUCCUUUGACGUCGGCGAGUACGUCUUAUUUUUCUUUCGGGAAACGGCUGUGGAGUUCAUGAACUGUGGCAAAGCGGUCUACUCGCGCGUGGCCAGGGUUUGUAAGCACGACACGGGCGGCAAACAUAUACUAAGCCAGAAUUGGGCGACAUACCUAAAAGCCAGAUUGAACUGCAGUAUACCUGGCGAAUUCCCCUUCUAUUUUGAUGAAAUUCAAAGCGUGUACCAGAUGCCUGACGACCCUAGCCGCUUCUACGCGGCAUUUACGACGGGGGCCAGCGACGGGCUCGUCGGCUCUGCUAUUUGUACCUACACUAUGGAAGACAUACAAGAAGCUUUCAAUGGGCGCUUUAAGGAGCAGGCUACUUCCAACUCUGCCUGGCUGCCGGUCCUCCGCGCCAGGGUGCCCGAGCCGCGCCCCGGGUCCUGUGUCAACAACACCGAGGCGUUGCCAGACAACGUACUUAAUUUCAUAAGGUCACAUCCUUUAAUGGACUCGGCAGUGCGGCACGAAGGGGAUGCCCCGGCAUUCUACAAGCGUGACCUAGUCCUUACGACACUGGUAGUGGACCGCCAGUUCGUGGACAUGUUGACUGAUGACAUCACCUAUACUAUAUUUUAUGCAGGCACCAGUGCCGGCGAAGUGUACAAAAUAGUGCAAUGGGCUGGCGGGGGCUCUCGUGUGGCGGACGUGUGGCGGGCAGCAGGGUCUGAACCAGUGCGGGCACUUGCCAUCUCCAGGAGGACACACGCGCUAUACUUAGCUACGGACAACCGACUGAGACAGUUGCCAUUACGUGCCUGCUCGCAUCGGUACGACAGCUGUCUACGAUGCGUGUUAGACCCAUAUUGUGGGUGGGACAAAGAGGUUGGGGCUUGUCGCCCUUACACUCCUGGUCUUCUCCACGACGCCACGAAUUCUACUCCAUCAAUAUGCGAGGCCAGCGCGCCCUUGCGAACAGUUCGAGCCGGCUAUGGCCAAAGUGUCCAUUUGGCUGCUUUCGCGAAAACCCCAGAGGCACUAAAAGACCAGCUCGUUGUCUGGUACCAUCAUUCCAGGGAGAAAGGAAGAUAUAAAAUUAAUUUUAAUUGGGAGCGAGUACUACAGAGUUCAGAACGUGGGCUAGUCCUAUUGUCGGUGUCCGACUCCGACCGGGGCCUCUACGAGUGCUACUACGGACCGACACUCACAGCCUCCUACAACCUGGACAUCGAUGUACACAGGUGCACCCAACCAAGCAAGACGCAGGAGUACAAGCAAGUGUACUCGGACUGGUGCCACGAGUUCGAGAAAUACAAGAGCGCUAUGAAAGCCUGGGAGUCUCGGCAAAUGCAAUGCUCCAAAAACCUAAACGCAUCAAGCCAGCAAAACAGCAUGGCGAACGAGAUAGUGGCCUCACUGCGGUGAUAGGGCACAGCUUGGUGAUUAAUGAACGAUUACGCACACCAAGCAUCGCUGACGUAAACUAUCCGAUAUUCCGCCGACAAUGCCCGCCGCCCGAUGUCCCGGCCCCAACUACGGAAAGUCUCAUACUGCGCUGUUUCAGUUUUUAUUUCAGUUUCUCUUUCAGUUUAGGAACCGACGUGGUUCAGAAAAAGCGCGCCCAAAUAUUUGUAAUCGAAUGCUUAAAAUUUAAUUUGAAUGUGUAUCUCCUGCAAUGCAAAAGAAUGGCUGACAGAAUAAUGGCUAAUUAUGUAAUUACUCGUACAAAACCAAUCAUUCCAUUAAAAAUGUUAAUAUUUGAUUGAUUAAGAUAAUUGAGGACAGUUUAGCAGUUUCUGACAAAUGACUACCUAAAACUCAACUUGUUAUAUUAUUGUUAUUGCUGCAGAAUUUCUUGAUAGUACAAGAAUGUUAAAUACAUAUUUAUUUCAACAAGUAAAUUGUGGACACAAACUUGUGAAAUUUACGCAAUGUCGUGGUUUUUUGUUCUUGUACUGCAAACAAGCGGUAAUGAAAAAGUUUCUAGUGAAUAAGCUUUCGACUGUCAAUAGUAGGAGUGAAAGGGGAAUGAUAAUGUAGUGAGGGGAUGAUCUGUUAAAAUAGAUUUGUUGCGCGCCAGAGACUGCUCGCUUGAUGGAUGACUGACUUCUGCUCAACUUUGCCCACAAGAUGUUUUUUUCUCUGGAAAAGGGAGGAUGGGCUUAGUGUUGUUGGAAUAAAAUAAACUAUUACAUAUUGAAAACUGUUGAUUGAUGCGACUGAGUAACAAUUUAUUUACCUAGCGUAAAUUUUCUUCGCCUCGGAACUAGCUGGUAAAAAUUGUAGUCUGGGUCUGAAAAAAAAACAUUUGUUUUCAAUACACAUGGUGUUGAAAAAAAAUGGUUGCGUAAUGUUAGAACGAUAAGGUUCCAUCAACACAAAAUGCUGUGAUAUCAGUUCUCUCUGGAGUAAAUUUGAUCUGUCAAAAAGUAGUAGUCAAAUAUAAUCUUAUUGUUUUUAGAAUCCUAAAUCUUAAACGAUAGAACUGGUCAUUAUUUAUUAGGAAAUAUGCAAUUCUAUUAAACAGUUUAGCAAUGAAAACAUUUUAUUUCAUAAUUUACAAUACAAUACAUUAUGUCAAUGUUAUUUCAGUUCUGUAACAUUAAGACGUUCGCAAAAACAAAAUUAAUUAAUGAGCAAUAUGAACGCCAAUUUAGAUGUAAGCUAAUUGUAUGAUGAUGGCUUAAAAUGUAUGGGGAAAGCGUACAGAUUUUUAGUGUUAUUUUUUGUGUAAUUUGUUGGUAUGGCGACUAAGCAUGUUGCGUGUUAGACCACUGUUCCACGAUGUGUAGGAGUUUCUGUUUGUUUGCUUUACGAAGUUAUUGUUAUCAAUUUGUUGCCAUAAAAUGUAAUUUUAGGCCCGAUUUCGGAUAACAAACCGAAUUUAUAUAUAAUAGCAGUUACGUUAUCAUCUUCAUUGAUUUAUAACAUUCUCGCUAGAAUAGUGCCUUGUGAAGCAAGCUUACGGUGUAAUGAAACUUAUUUAAAUUAUUAUUAACUAGAUAAUAAAUAUUUUUGUGUACAUGUAAAGAAGUUGGGUAGAUUCUAGUAUAAUUCAUUGUAGCAACUCAUUCGUAAAGCAAUAAUGUUCCACUGAUAUAAGAGUCGCCAGUAUUAAAUUAACUAUUACAGAAGUAGGUAGCGUAUUUAUGAUAACAGUUUAGUUAUAAAUAAGGAAUGUAAUUACUUAUACUUUUUUAUUUCAUUGUACCAUGCUUUAAUAAUAGAUUUGGUUAUACCGUUUUACUUGGUAAGUACAUUUAAGAAUGCAUUUUGGAAUUGAAACAUGGUACAAAGGAAAAUAAGUCCAACUUAUAUAGAAUUCAGUAUUCCUUGCAUUUAACGAAGUUUGCAGUAAAAAAAUAGAUUUGUUGAUUCCAAGUCCAAGUCGCAUAUAAUGUAAUAAAAGAUGUUAUUGUAAAAAUAAUGUAAAUAAACCUAUGAAUUUUUGGUAGACAGAUUGCUAUUAUAUGUUUAUUGUUAAAAAUAUAACUAAGCUAUAUUAUAAGCAAUUGUUUUAUAAAAGGAACACAAAA
This is a messenger RNA of Amyelois transitella, 4649 nucleotides long. Its product is annotated as semaphorin-2A. The record is from RefSeq and is a predicted model, not a curated record. Lineage: Eukaryota; Metazoa; Arthropoda; Insecta; Lepidoptera; Pyralidae. The coding region runs from base 400 to 2538 and encodes 712 amino acids. Gene Ontology annotation, molecular function: chemorepellent activity; semaphorin receptor binding. Gene Ontology annotation, biological process: neural crest cell migration; negative regulation of axon extension involved in axon guidance; negative chemotaxis. The transcript has 14 exons.